Messenger RNA from Arabidopsis lyrata subsp. lyrata, 3121 nucleotides. RefSeq names its product subtilisin-like protease SBT3.18. Lineage: Eukaryota; Viridiplantae; Streptophyta; Magnoliopsida; Brassicales; Brassicaceae. Bases 155 to 2587 code for a protein of 810 amino acids. Gene Ontology annotation, molecular function: serine-type endopeptidase activity. Gene Ontology annotation, biological process: proteolysis. The transcript has 8 exons. The record is from RefSeq and is a predicted model, not a curated record.
GCAGCAAUAUGUCAAGCUAGAUCUUUCUCAAGCAGUAUAACAUCAAUGGAAAGAUUUCUUGGUCGCAACUUUCUUGCUCUUACAUUAAUACUUCACUCAAUUCAAGCAACAACAUCAAUCUCUCAUGUAAAUCACUAAAAACCUAAACCUGUGCAUGAAUAUCUAUUCAUUUGCAGACUAUAUUCUUGAUUAUCUUUGGCAUGUUUUCCAGGUUUACGUUGUAUAUUUAGGCGCUAACCGGCUAAAAAACGCUGCUUUAGCUUCAAACCACCACCUUCAUCUUCUUUCCAAAGUCUUCACAAGGUUACCUUCUUCAAAACUCAUCUCUUUUUUUUUUUUUUUUGAACCAAAACUCAUCUCUUUAACAGUCCUUUUCUCUUCUCGGUCAAUAAUCUCGUCCGCAAAUAUUUGGAGAUGUUGUUGUAGCAAAGAAGAUGGGAAACAAUCGAUGUUGUACAGUUACAACAAUGGCUUCUCAGGCUUCUCUGCAAAACUCAACGCAUCACAAGCUACUUCUUUAGCAAAAUUGGACCAGGUCAUAACGGUUUUCAAGAGCAAAAGCUUGAAGUUGCACACAACAAGGAGCUGGGAUUUCUUAGGUCUCGCCGUUGACUAUCCCCGUCGUACUCCUCCGCCGCAGCUCGCCUAUGGAUCCGACAUUGUCGUCGGAAUAUUCGAUACUGGGAUUUGGCCGGAAUCGGAGAGUUUCAGGGAACCGCCGGAGGCAAAAUCCAUACCUUCGUCGUGGAAAGGAAAUUGCGUCGGAGGAGAAGAGUUCAAUCCUUCCGUACAUUGCAAUCGAAAAUUGAUCGGUGCUCGAUUUUACCUCAGAGGAUUCGAAGAGACAUAUGGACCGAUUGACUUUACGCGAGAUCCUGAAUACCGAUCGCCGCGAGAUUACCUCGGUCACGGCACACACACAGCUUCAACCGCCGUUGGAUCCGUUGUUCGCAACGUCUCCGGCUUCUCCGGUUUGGGACGCGGCACUGCUCGUGGCGGAGCUCCGUCGGCGAGGCUAGCAGUGUUCAAGACGUGUUGGGGGAAGGAUCUGGAAGGUGUUUGCACGGAGGCUGAUAUCUUGGCAGCUUUCGACGACGCGAUCCACAACGGUGUCAACGUGAUUUCGGCCUCUUUUGGCUAUUCGCCGCCGUUAUCUCCGUUUUUCGAGUCGAGCGCAGACAUUGGGGCUUUUCACGCGGCGGAGAGAGGAAUCAGCGUGGUUUUCUCUGGCGGAAACGAUGGCCCUGAUCCCGGUGUUGUUCAGAAUGUCGCUCCUUGGGCAGUUUCCGUCGCAGCUUCGACAGUUGAUCGGAGUUUUCCCACUAGAAUUGUUAUCGACGGCAGUUUCACUCUCACGGGUCAGAGCUUGAUUUCUCAGGAGAUCACUGGUACAUUAGCUCUUGCAACAACGUAUUUCAAUGGAGGGGUUUGCAAAUGGGAAAACUGGUUGAAGAAAUUGGCCAAUGGGACAAUAAUUCUGUGCUUCUCUACUUUGGGUCCGGUUCAGUUCAUUGAAGAGGCACAAGCUGCUGCCAUAAGAGCGAACGCAUUAGCGCUAAUAUUUGCAGCCUCACCAACCAGACAGCUCGCUGAAGAAGUAGACAUGAUCCCAACAGUUCGUGUGGAUAUUCUUCACGGGACAAUGAUCAGGAACUAUCUUGCUCGUUUGCCUACAGUGCCAAUUUUGAAAAUUGGACCGAGCAAAACGGUUAUUGGAGAGACUACAGCACCCUCCGUUGCAUAUUUCUCUUCAAGAGGACCUAGCUCACUAUCACCUGAUAUUCUCAAGCCAGAUAUUACAGCGCCCGGUAUUGGGAUAUUAGCAGCAUGGCCUCAUAAAACUCCACCUACACUGUUACCAGGAGACCACCGAUCUAUUGAGUGGAAUUUCCAGUCGGGAACGUCAAUGUCAUGUCCUCAUGUGGCUGGAAUUAUGGCUCUUCUCCAGUCAGCUCAUCCUGACUGGUCACCUUCUGCAAUCAGAAGCGCUAUCAUGACCACAGCGUAUACAAGAGACACAACCUAUGACUUGAUCCUCUCUGGUGGGUCGAUGAAGUCCACUGACCCGUUUGAUAUUGGUGCCGGGCAUAUAAACCCUUUAAAAGCCAUGGACCCUGGUCUGGUUUACACUACCAGAACCGAAGAGUAUGUGCUCUUCAUGUGCAACAUUGGCUACACGGACCAACAAAUUAAGUCCAUGGUUCUCCACCCAGAGCCUUCCACAACAUGUCUUCCGUCUCACUUGUAUCGAACAAAUGCAGAUUUCAACUAUCCGUCUAUUACCAUACCGAGCUUGAGAUUCACCAGGACAAUAAAACGCACUUUAAGCAACGUUGGUCCAAACAAAAACACAGUUUAUUUCGUGGACAUCAUUAGACCCAUGGGAGUGGAAGUUGUGAUCUGGCCGCGGAUUCUGGUGUUCUCGAAGUGCCAACAAGAACACUCAUAUUAUGUUACAUUCAAGCCCACUGAGAUUUACUCUGGUCGGUAUGUAUUUGGGGAGAUCAUGUGGACAGAUGGGUUACAUCGAGUUAGAAGUCCGUUGGUUGUGUUCUUGAGCAACGCUAGGCCUUCUGCAAGCAGUUGAGAAAGACAUGUAAUGUUGGGCUCACGUUGAAAGAUGGAUGUGUUGUCAUCGUUUUAUCAGAAGAUAUACUCUGGUUCAAACCAAAGUUCCCCGGGAACAAUAAGUGAAGAAAAAUGUAAAAAUAGACGCAAUGAAAAAGAAAAUUUGUACUGUGAUUAAGCAUUUGUAAUUCACAGACGCAAUUUACGAUCAUUGUGAUGAUCUUUGUUUGGUUUGUUUUUUUGGAUUUCGUUUGAAGUUCGGUUUUGGUUUUUACUGAAACCGUCUACUAUGAAAUUGUAGGUCGGUUUACAUCCGGUUUACGAUUGAGAUUGAUUAUUACCUAGGAAGCACGGAAUCUUCGUCGGAGGUCCGCUUCCCGCUUCGGAAUCUUAGUCGGAAUCGGAAGCUCUUGGAAGCUUUCGGAAUCUCGCUUCCAUCGCGUUUCCAAAAAUUCAACUUUGGAAGCUCGUUGGAAGCUUACGAUUCCGGUUUGGAAGCUUGCGCUUCCAUUUUAUAAAUUCAAUUUUACAAAUAAAACAUGAAAUUAUUAUU